CUGCGUUAGUCGUGAAAGAAUUUUGAUAAGAGACGUCACAGAAUCGUACAAUUAGUCAAAAGUUUUUAAAGAUAAAUAAUUAAUUGGUAGGGUUCAUUAAAAAAAAACUAUAUCGCAUUGCGUAGAAUCGGUAUCUGUUAUUGACAGAAGUGUCAUAAUCGCAUAAAUUGUGUUUUUGAUACGAAAUACUGAAUUGAAAAGUAGUUGCCUUAUAUGUGCGCUUUUAAAAGAAUAGCAUAGGAUACUUCGAACCGAGGCUGAGGGUUCGUUCAGGGUCUGGCUGAAUGGUCUGUACAUUGUGAAAAACAUGCCUCUGUUCGGAAAGUCUCAAAAGAGUCCGGCGGAGGUGGUAAAAGCUCUUAAGGAAGCAGUAAAUGCAUUGGAGCGUGGUGAUAAGAAGGUAGAAAAGGCUCAAGAGGAUGUCAGUAAAAAUUUGGUACAUAUAAAAAAUAUGCUGUAUGGUACAGCAGAGACAGAGCCUCAAGCAGAUAUCGUUGUUGCCCAAUUGGCGCAAGAAUUGUAUAAUAGUAAUUUGUUGCUUCUACUCGUGCAAAAUCUUAGUCGCAUAGAUUUUGAGGGAAAGAAAGAUGUCGCUCAAGUAUUUAAUAAUAUAUUACGAAGACAAAUCGGAACUAGAUCUCCAACAGUAGAAUAUAUAUGUACCAAACCAGAAAUAUUAUUUACUCUUAUGUCUGGGUAUGAACACCAAGACAUCGCUUUAAAUUGUGGCACUAUGUUAAGAGAAUGUGCAAGAUAUGAGGCCUUGGCAAAAAUAAUGAUUUACUCGGACGACUUUUACAAUUUUUUCAGAUAUGUUGAAGUGUCAACAUUCGACAUAGCUUCCGACGCGUUUUCUACGUUCAAAGAAUUACUUACCAGGCAUAAAAUACUGAGUGCUGAGUUUUUAGAAAUUAAUUACGAUAAAGUUUUCUCUCAUUAUCAAAGGUUAUUGAAUUCUGAAAACUAUGUUACGCGACGGCAGAGUUUGAAACUGCUAGGAGAACUUUUACUCGAUAGACAUAAUUUUACCGUAAUGACACGAUAUAUCUCGAAUCCUGAUAAUCUAAAAUUGAUGAUGAACAUGCUCAAAGAAAAAUCGCGUAAUAUACAGUUUGAGGCGUUUCAUGUUUUUAAGGUAUUCGUGGCAAAUCCAAAUAAACCAAAACCGAUCUUAGAUAUAUUAUUGCGCAAUCAGGAAAAAUUAAUUGAAUUCCUAACGCGCUUCCAUACUGAUCGUUCCGAAGACGAACAGUUCAACGACGAGAAGGCGUACCUUAUUAAGCAGAUAAAAGAACUUAAAUCUGUACAUGAGAAUUAAGUCCAAAAUACAAGUUAUUGCUACAGCUAUCGUUAACUACUACUAUUGAAGUCUA
This is a messenger RNA of Megachile rotundata (alfalfa leafcutting bee), 1373 nucleotides long. RefSeq names its product calcium binding protein Mo25 (gene Mo25). Gene Ontology annotation, biological process: intracellular signal transduction. Gene Ontology annotation, molecular function: protein serine/threonine kinase activator activity. The record is from RefSeq and is a predicted model, not a curated record. NCBI's taxonomy places the organism in Eukaryota, Metazoa, Arthropoda, Insecta, Hymenoptera, Megachilidae.